AUGCCGCCAUUCACGCUUCAGGGCGCCAUCACAGUGUUGAUGGUGCUCGUAGCACUCAUAUCACCGCUUGCGUCAGCACUUCCAAGUCUUCGCAUAUUGCCUCUCGGAGACUCAAUCACCAAAGGCAACGGCUCAAAAGACCAAAAGGGCUACAGAAACCGCCUCCGUGAGAAACUCAUAGGUCGCGGUACUUCAGUAGACAUGGUCGGUAGCUUAAAGCACCCUCCCACUGGCAUGGCAGACAAUGACCACGAAGGCCACAGUGGAAAGGUCCUUGCGCAGAUCAAUACCUACUGGAAGCUGUCCAUCGCAGCACGCCCCAACCUUGUUCUUGUACAUGCCGGUACAAACAACAUGGACCUAGAGGUCGACCUUGAGGGCUCUCCGGACAUGCUGGCGUCCAUUAUUGAUGGGCUGUUUCAGAAUGCUCCAGAUACCACAGUUCUUGUUGCUCCUGUCAUAUGGGCAAACAACCCCAGAAUGCAAAAGAACACUGAUCGUUUCAACCCCCAAGUCAUUUCCAUCAUUGAGGAGAGACAAAAGGUUGGAAAGCAUAUCCUCGAAGUCCCAAUAGACAUCAAUGCAGGUGAUCUCUCAGACGAGAAGCACCCAAACGAUAGUGGCUAUGAGAAGAUGGCCGACGCUUGGUUGAAGGCAAUCCUCGAGGCUGACAAACGAGGAUGGUUGAAAACACCCACCAAGAUAGACGCUGUUGGUCUUCCUGGCGUUGGUCUUGGUGUCGGUGGGGGAACAGGAGGCGCUCAAGAAGAAAUCGUGGGUAAGAUCUGGAAGAAACAUGGAACUGUCUUCGAAGGCUUCCGGACAUGGGAGUCAGUCGGAACCAUCAGAGGUUCUGCUGAGAAUUCCUCACGCGAAAAGGUCAUUUUGGCUGAUCUGAACGGCGAUGGUAUCGCUGAUUACGUCCUUGCUGACAAGGAUGGUAAGAUGCGAGCCUGGAUCAAUGGAGGCAAGCCCAAUGACUGGAAGAGCAUCGGUUAUAUCAACCCAGACUGGAAGUCCAUCACGGGCGACACGAUCCGUCUCGCCGAUGUGGAUAACGAUGGAAAGGCAGAUCUCAUUGCUCUAUAUGAAGAUGGCGCUGCCAAGGUCUGGAAGAAUGUGGACAACGGAAAGAAGUUUGAGUCCCUCGAUUCCAGAUGGGCAACCGGUCUUGCGUCUCGAGACAAAGUUCGGUUUGAGGACAUUGAUGGUGACGGAUAUGCCGACUAUGUUGUCGUGUACGAGGGCGGCGCUGUCAAGUGGGCGCGCAACACGCACAACAAUGGCAAGGACAGCAGCAAGAAGAACUGGGAGACUGAAACCACUAUCGCCCCGGGACCAGCUGGUAUACCUCAAGGCUCUACCAGCAUCCGAGACAUUGAUGGCGAUGGAAAGGCUGAUUAUCUUGUCAUAUAUCAAGGCGGCGCUGUCAAAGCGUUCCGCAACACUCUGAAAGAAGGCGGCCGUAACUGGGAUGACUUGGGCACAAUUGCCCCUGGCAUAGAGGGUGUGACAGGCGAAAUGAUCCGUUUUGCAGACAUGGACGGUGACGGCUUGACUGACUUCCUUGCUAUUGCCGACGAUGGAAGCAUCCGUAUGUGGAAGAACCUUGGUAUCACCGGAACCAAAGGCCAGAGCAUCCGCUUCGCCGACUUGACAGGCGAAGGAAGGGAUGACCUAAUCUCUGUCGACUCUAGAGGACGAGCUCGGGCUUGGAUUAACAAGGGCGACAACAAGUGGGAGGCAAUCGGCGAGAUCGCGCCGGGUUUUGAUGAGGAUCUCUCCGACUCACGCAUCGAGUUCAUCGAUGUCAACGGCGAUAAGCGCGCUGACUACUUGAUCAUAUACGGCGGAGGAGCUGUCAAAGCGUAUCUCAAUAACGGAAACCUGCCUGAUCCUGGGGAUAGACGCAUCUGGCAAGAUGGUAUUACUAUUUCUCCAGGCGUCGGUGAACCAGGGAGCAAGGUCCGGUUUGCAGACCUUGAUGGCGACGGGUACGCAGACUUCCUCAUCCUCUACGAAGGCGGAGCAGUCAAGUACUGGCAGAACAACAAGAACAUACCACCCAGGAACGGCGGCCGCAUCUGGAAAGAGGGGAUCGUUGUAGCCACUGGCGUUGGCGAGCCCGGCAGCAAGGUCCGGUUUGCGGAUCUCACAGGAGAUGGCAAGGCAGACUACAUCGUUCAGUAUGAUGGCGGCGCUGCUCGAGGGUAUCGCAACAAUGGCAAGAUUCCGAUUGGUGAAGGGCGCAAGUGGAAUGACAUGGGGACUAUUGCAGCAGGCGUCAGUCCCCAGGGUCCCGUCCAUUACGCGGACAUCAAUGGGGAUAGGAAGUCUGACUAUCUUGUUGUCUUUGAUGGGGGCGCGGUUAAUGCGUAUCUCAAUGAUCACGACUGGGCGCCGAAGCUGCCGGAUAAUCCUGGUCAACCUAUUCCUGUCGAGCCUGGUACUGGUGGAGGUGGUGGAGGAGGAGGUGAUGGCGAUGGCAGCGGUGACGGAGGUAAUGAUGAGGGCGACGACGAUGGAGGCAACGGCGGAGGUGGUAGCGGCGACGGUGACGGUGAUGGAGGCAGUGACGGAGGCAACGGUGGUGACAAAGACAUUGUCUACAUUGAUCCCAAGAUCUGGGACUCCAAGAACCCUACAGCAGGUUGUCAACCACCUUGUACCCUCAUCCUCCCGCCAUGGCCACUCUCAUCCAAGACGACGAUCAGUUUCCCUGUCAUCACUGAGACCUUCAAAGAGACCUGGCCGGAGACUACCAGCGGCGUUACCAAGUACGGCACGACAACCAUCACUGUCAAGAUCACACUGCCGCCUCUUGUAACUUCCGAGAUUGGUGUUUCCAACGUGAUACUGACAGACUCAACGUCCAAAUCUGUGCCUGUACGCGGCAGUGUUAUUCCAUCCCCAGUCACAUUGACCGAACCAACCCACGGCAUUACCUACACCUACAAGCCCGGACCCCUUCCGACUGAUGAUGUGAACAUUGGGCCUCCACCAGGCAUCGCUCCGGGUGUCAUCAUCACCGCUGGACCACCUGGACCCAUCUGCAAGUCUGGCUGCGGUAAGCCAUGUUUGUUCGGUUGUGCCCCAGGUGGAGGUGGAGGAGGAAGUGGUGGUGGCUCGAUCGGGUGCAUUGGUGGAGGAUGUCCCGGGCCAGGGGGAAACUGUGUUGGACCUGGAUGUGAGAAGAACAAUGACGAUGAUAAUGAUGAUGACGACGACGACGACGACGACGAUGAUGAUGACGAUGAUGAGGACUGCGCUACAGAGACGAACACCGAGUGUCAUCAAGUCUGCACGACAAAACCAUGCGCCACUGUCUGCAACACAUAUCUCGGCUGCGACUGCACAACCUCUCAAGUAACCGACUACUGGGUAUCCUGCGAAUCUUCCUCAUGCACAACAACUUCUACUGAAAUCAUUACCGGUUGUUUCCUCACAGCGACAGCAACAACUACCGCUGCCUCUUGUCCCCUCACCACUCUCGACUAUAGUGAUGACCUUGGUGAUGAUUACAACGGCGUCGGAAACUGGGGCUCGACUUACAAAACAACCUUUUCAGCAAGCGUGGUCGUCAGUUCAACGCCGUAUCCUGUUAACGAUGGAUAUGCCACCGUUGAUAGAACUGCAUACCCGAUUCCUGAUGUCAAGUCAGCCACCAAGACCAAGAUGCUGGGGACUUCAGCUAUUAUUGUGCCAUCUCAUGUCGGCAAUACUAUUUCCGUCACUAUAAAAGGCGUUUCCUUUGUCACCACGUGGUAUCCGAAAGCUACGACAACAGUCGGGGAGUCAAUGUCAACAUCCACCGAGCCAUCGGAGACGACAUCAUUCCCAACCAACACGGCCAUCACCGAAGCAGAAGCCUACUGCUUCGAAGGUAAUUCAGACUAUGUGGAGUUUACCCUCAACGAAGCGCGGCAGGUUAUAGGAUCAUUCUGCGACUCCAGCUACACUCUCGACCCUGACAACACAUUCGGCCAGAACAUGGCCCUAGAAGAAGAUGGCUAUACGGUUAUUGUGUCAGCCAAGUGGGCGCCUGAUCAGAGCGGCUGCGGAGACAAGGAGGCUUUCUCCUUCGCCGAAGAUGACUGGAACCAUGGUCUGUGUUUGGAUGGCUGGACUGCUGCUUUUUCGUGCCCAAACGACGAGGAGGAUCGGCAAAGCAGCUAUGGAGGGGCGUAUGUUCUUGAUCCUCCCGAGAAUGGUGGCUGUCUUCUCUUGAGCCUGUAUGCAUACGAUACGUCGACUAUGCGGCUCAAAGCUCUACCAAAGGGGUCUGAGUCACUGAUACCGCCGGUGGUGAAUGUGACGCAUAUGGGAGAGAAGAAGGAGUGGAUUGCGAAUGACAAGUUUGAUGGUCGCAGAAUGUGGCCAGUAGCUGAGGGUACGACACAAGUGGGCAAGCCCUCGACUACCGGUGAGGUCAAAACUAAGAAUCUUCCAUGA
Fusarium mangiferae is the source of this 4452-nucleotide messenger RNA. RefSeq lists its product as uncharacterized. The record is from RefSeq and is a predicted model, not a curated record. The transcript has 2 exons. Gene Ontology annotation, molecular function: phosphatidylcholine lysophospholipase A1 activity. The coding region runs from base 1 to 4452 and encodes 1483 amino acids. Lineage: Eukaryota; Fungi; Ascomycota; Sordariomycetes; Hypocreales; Nectriaceae.